UUUUUGAUCAUGUUUAUAGGUGGAAUUCCCCAAUUAUGAACGAAUUUGAGAUACUUGACACAAAUAAUGAUUUAAUAUUAGCCCAAACUCUUCAAUAUGAAUAUGAUUUAGAAUAUGAUAAAAUUUUAAAUAUUAAAGAAAAAAAUUUAAACAAAGGUGCAAAAGUUCAAAUAUCACUUGACAAUUAUAAAUAUUUUGGCCCAAGCAUAUGGAAACAGGAAGAUAAAAUGGAAAGAUCUAAUUUUCUUAAUGAGGAAGAUCUCUAUGAAGAUGAAGAUAUUUUUGACAUUAAUGAAAAAAAAGGUAUUGUAACAAAACAUGAUGCAAAUGUGUGUGGGCGCAAGAACAUGACAAAAUUUAUGAAAGCCCCUAUAAGUAUAGACACCGGAGAUUGUGAUGGAGAGAAUAUUAAACUUGCUAACAAUGUGUAUAAUAACCUCAAAGCAAAUUGCGCUAAAUUAGAAAAAAGAAGACAUCGUUUGCACGAAAAGAAAGAUGCUUCAACCGCUGAGUUAGCUAUCGACUCGAAAACGCGUUUGAUGUUGUUUAAAUUGAUCAAUCAAUCCGUAUUAUCAUCGAUGACAGGCUGUAUAAGUUCUGGCAAGGAAGCUUGUGUAUAUCAUGCCUAUUUAGGGGAUGAUGUCUCGAUUACGCACCUACCGGAACAAGGAGCGUUCAUUGCUUCCGAAAACAAAGAGUGUGCCAUCAAAAUAUACAAGACGGUGCUGACCGAUUUUAAACAUAGACAACAAUACAUAAUUGACGAUUAUAAAUUCAAAGAUGUUAAAAUUAAUCCUAAAAAGCUGAUAAAACGAUGGGCCGAAAAGGAAACCAAUAAUUUAAGAAAGAUGCAAAGCCAGGGUAUAAAUGUUCCGGCAGUUAUAACGCUCCAUAAACAUAUGCUUAUAAUGUCUUUCAUCGGACACAACGGGAUUCCAGCGCCUAAAAUUAAAGAUGCUCUUUACGAUUCCCAGGAAAUGAGUAUGGCCUACAGAGAGAUCAUAGAAAUGAUGAGAGCGUUAUUCAACCUAUGCCAUUUGGUACACGCGGAUUUGAGUGAAUACAAUAUUUUAUGGCACCAGGGUAAAUGUGUUGUAAUUGAUGUUGGCCAAUCCGUUUCGCUCGCACAUCCAAAAGCUCUUGAAUUUUUAUUCCGCGACUGUGAAAAUAUUUCGAAGUUCUUUGCUAGAAAAGGAUUGAAGGAUAUCGAAUCAGAAUCAAAUCUUUUUAAUAUGAUUACCAACUUGAAUAUCAACAAUGAAGGAACCCCAUUUUUCAAUAAGAUUAAGACUUACGAUAAACGCGAACUUAUUCGACGUAUUGAACUAGAGAGCAAAGAUUAUGAUACUGAACAAUUUUUAUCAAAUUUUGAGAUAAAGAUGCCCAAAUUUAAAAUAUUUUAAAAUUUUAUUUAUUUAUUUCAAAUAAUGAUUAUAUCUAAUUAUUUAUUGUCAUUUUGUUUAUCAAG
This is a messenger RNA of Gordionus sp. m RMFG-2023, 1468 nucleotides long. RefSeq names its product serine/threonine-protein kinase RIO3-like. The record is from RefSeq and is a predicted model, not a curated record. Gene Ontology annotation, biological process: protein phosphorylation. The transcript has 8 exons. Gene Ontology annotation, molecular function: protein serine/threonine kinase activity; ATP binding. Bases 36 to 1403 code for a protein of 455 amino acids. NCBI's taxonomy places the organism in Eukaryota, Metazoa, Nematomorpha, Gordioida, Chordodea, Parachordodidae.